AUGCCCAUAAUUGCAGAUGAUGACGUAAAAUACGAAGUGGUCUCCUCUAAGUCGGUGGAUAGAUUCGGUCGACCAAUUUAUACUGUGAACAUGAUCCCCAUAGAUUAUCCAGUCUCUCAAGGAUUCUCGCAAGCGAAUUCACAAGCCCAAGCAUCGAACUACAACAACAAUCAAGCUGCUAGUUACCGAAAUGGUAAUUUUGGCUACGACGCGUAUAACCAGAACCAAGGCCAGAAUGCUAAUGCUCAAGCCAGUCAGAAACAGUACUUGGCAAACUAUGGAGCGGGAGGCAGUUACGUGAAUUCAUACAAUGCCAAUGCCAAGGCGAAUAGUGAUGCCAAGUCGAGUCAGAAUGGCUUUAGAAGUUACAACGGUGGAUCGCCAGUAGUCCCACUAUCUCCAAAUUAUUACAAUCCAUCAAUGUUCCUUCCCCCUGGUUAUAUUGGCCAAGGUUAUCCACCAGCACCAGCCUACCCGCAAACUUACCCACUACUUUAUCCUAACCGUCCUGUAUACCCUGGAUAUAAGAAUUACCCAACGUAUGCGGUUCCCCUUGCUAAUUCUCAAAGUCAGUCGAGUGGUCAGGCUCCAGGAGCUCCGAAUGCUGCAAAUCCUCUCGCUAAUUAUUUAGCCAAUUACGGUGUGAACAGCAUUGUGAAGUCUAACUCGCAUGCCGAUUCGAAGGGCACGGCGUCGUCCAAUCAAAAUGCUUUCCAAUCGUACAAUGGUGGUUCUCCGAUCAUUCCUGUUGCUCCAGUCCCCCCAACAUACUAUAAUCAACCACCGUAUUACCCAGGAUUUGUAGGUCCAGUGUUUCCAGGUGCUCCGGCCCCUGGAUAUCCUCCAUCCGUAAUUCCAAUUGCCACCAAUCCUAAUAGUCAGAACCCUUCAGGCCAAAGUCCUAGUACACCCCACGCUCCUAUCUCUAAGCCUGACUUUGAACCUAUUAGACCCUACACCUUCUCUGACUACAACCAAUACAGUUCUAACAAUGAAGAGAGCAGCUCAUCUGAAGAAAGUCAGAGCCAGUAUUUUGCCAAUUAUAACAAAGAUACUACCAGUGUGGAGGCUUCCGAAUCAAACUCGAGCUCUAACAGUGAUUCAAAAUCAUCACAAAACAGCGUCUAUAAAAACAAUGGUACUGGCGGCUAUCCACAAAAUGUAUCAGGUGGUUCAAACCCUAGCGGACAAUCACCAUCAACUCCAGGAAAUUCAAACCCGAAUGGACAAUCACCAUCGAACCCCAGUGGUUCAAACCCUAACGGACAAACACCAUCAACUCCAGGAGGCUCUAAUCCCAACGGACAGACACCAUUAACUCCAGGAGGUUCUAAUCACAACGGACAAUCACCUUCUAACCCCAGUGGUUCAAAACCUAACGGACGAACACCUUUAACUCCAGGAGGUUCUAAUCCCAACGGACAAUCACCUUCUAACCCCAGUGGUUCUAAACCUAACGGACAAACACCAUCAACUCCAGGAGGUUUAUAUCCCAACGGGCAAUCACCUUCUAACCCCAGUGGUUCAAAACCUAACGGACAAACACCAUCAACUUCAGGAGGUUUAUAUCCCAACGGGCAAUCACCUUCUAACCCCAGUGGUUCAAAACCUAACGGACAAACACCAUCAACUCCAGGAGGUUCUUAUCCCAACGGGCAAUCACCUUCUAACCCCAGUGGUUCAAAACCUAACGGACAAACACCAUCAGCUACAGGAGGUUCUAAUCCCAACGGUUCAAACCUUAGCGGACAGUCACCAUCUAACCCCAGUGGUUCAAACCCUAACGGGGAAACACCAUCAACUCCAGGAGGUUCAAAUCCCAACGGACCUUCUAACCCAGAUGGUUCAAGCCCUAAUGGACAAACACCAUUAACUCCAGUAGGUUCAAAUCCCAACGGAAUAUCACCUUCUAACCCCAGUGGUUCAAAUCCUAACGGACAAACACCAUUAACUCCAGGAGGUUCUAAUCCCAACGGACAAACACCUUCUAACCCAGAUGGUUCAAGCCCUAACGGACAAACACCAUCAACUCCAGGAGGUUCUAAUCCCAACGGACAAGCACUAUCAACUCCAGGAGGUUCUUAUCCCAACGGACAAACACCAUCAACUCCUGGAAAUUCGAAACCAAGUGGACAAUCACCAUCGAACCCCAGUGGUUCAAACCCUAGCGGGCAAUCACCUUCUAACCCCAGUGGUUCAAAUCCAAACGGACAAACACCAUCAACUCCAGGAGAUUCUAAUCCCAAUGGACAAGCACUAUCAAGCCCUGAAGGUACGCAAAUACCCUACUCCAUCUAUGAGUAUGAUCAAUACAGUUCUAACGAUCAAAAGAACAGUCAAUCUCAAUCAAGUCAAAGCGAGUAUCUGGCGAAAUUGGAGAAAGAUAGAAGCAUUGUGAAGGCGACCAACUCAAAUUCAAACUCAAAGAAUGAUUCAUCAACAUCACAAAACAAUGUUCAUAUAUAUCACGGUGUUGGAGGCUAUCCACAAGAUAAACCUGAAAACACGAAACCUAGCGGACAGUCACCAUCAACUCCAGGAGGUUCAAAUCCUAACGGACAAUCACCUUCUAACCCGGAUGGUUCAAGCCCUAACGGAGAGUCACCAUCUAACCCCAGUGGUUCAUACCCUAACGGACAAAAUCCAUCAACUCCAGGAGAUUCAAAUCCUAAAGGACAAUCGCCUUCUAACCCCAGUGGUUCAAAUCCUAACGGACAAAAUCCAUCAGCUCCCGGAGGUUCUUAUCCCAACGGACAAUCACCUUCUAACCCAGAUGGUUCAAGCCCUAACGGACAGUCACCAUCUAACCCCAGUGGUUCAUACCCUAACGGACAAAAUCCAUCAACUCCAGGAGGUUCUAAUCCCAACGGACAAUCACCUUCUAACCCGGAUGGUUCAAGCCCUAACGGACAGUCACCAUCUAACCCCAGUGGUUCAUACCCUAACGGACAAAAUCCAUCAACUCCAGGAGGUUCAAAUCCCAACGGACAAUUGCCUUCUAACCCCAGUGGUUCAAAUCCUAACGGACAAAAUCCAUCAGCUCCCGGAGGUUCUUAUCCCAACGGACAAUCACCUUCUAACCCAGAUGGUUCAAGCCCUAACGGACAGUCACCAUCUAACCCCAGUGGUUCAAACCCUAACGGACAAAAUCCAUCAACUCCAGGAGGUUCAAAUCCCAACGGACAAUCGCCUUCUAACCCCAGUGGUUCAAAUCCUAACGGACAAAAUCCAUCAGCUCCCGUAGGUUCUUAUCCCAACGGACAAUCACCUUCUAACCCAGAGGGUUCAAGCCCUAACGGACAAAUACCAUCAACUCCAGGAGGUUCAAAUCCACACGGACAAUCGCCUUCUAACCCCAGUGGUUCAAAUCCUAACGGACAAAAUCCAUCAAAUCCCGGAGGUUCUUAUCUCAACGGACAAUCACCUUCUAUCCCAGAUGGUUCAAGCCCUAACGAACAGUCACCAUCUAACCCCAGUGGUUCAUACCCUAACGGACAAAAUCCAUCAACUCCAGGAGGUUCAAAUCCCAACGGACAAUCGCCUUCUAACCCCAGUGGUUCAAAUCCUAACGGACAAAAUCCAUCAGCUCCCGUAGGUUCUUAUCCCAACGGACAAAAUCCAUCGACUCCAGGAGGUUCAAAUCCCAACGGAAAAUCGCCUUCUAACCCCAGUGGUUCAAAUCCUAACGGACAAAAUCCAUCAGCUCCCGGAGGUUCUAAUCCCAACGGACAAUCACCUUCUAACCCAGAUGGUUCAAGCCCUAAUGGACAAACACCGUCAACUCCAGGAGGUUCCAAUCCCAACGGACCAUCACCUUCUAACCCAGAUGGUUCAAGCCCUAAUGGACAAUCACCAUCAACUCCAGGAGGUUCUCAUCCUAAUGGACAAUCACCAUCAACUCCAGGAGGUUCUAAUUCCAAUGGACAAACACCAUCAACUCCAGGAGGUUCUUAUCCCAACGGACAAUCACCUUCUAACCCAGAUGGUUCAAACCCUAACGGACAAACACCAUCAACUCCAGGAGGUUCUAAUCCCAACGGACAAUCACCAUCUAGCCCUGGUGGUACGCAAAUACCCUACUCCAUCUAUGAGUAUGAUCAGUACAGUUCUAACGAUCAAAAUAACAGUCAAUCUCAAUCAAGUCAAAGCGAGUAUCUAGCGAAAUUGGAGAAAGAUAGAAGCAUUGUGAAGGCGACCAACUCAAAUUCAAACUCAAAGAGUGCUUCAUCGACAUCACAAAACAAUGUUCAUAUAUAUCAAGGUGUUGGAGGCUAUCCACAAGAUAAACCUGGAAAUACAAAACCAAAUGGACAAUCACCAUCUAACCCAGAUGGUUCGAACCCUAACGGACAAACACCAUCAACUCCAGGAGGUUCAAAUCCUAACGGACACUCACCUUCUAACCCAGAUGGUUCAAACCCUAACGGACAAACACCAUCAACUCUAGGAGGUUCAAACCCUAACGGACAAUCACCAUCAACUCCAGGAGGUUCAAAUCCUAACGGACAAUCACCUUCUAACCCAGAUGGUUCAAACCCUAACGGACAAACAGCAUCAACUCCAGGAGGUUCUUACCCCAAUGGACAAACACUACCAACUCCAGGAGGUUCUUAUCCCAACGGACAAUCACCUUCCAACCCAGAUGGUUCAAACCCUAACGGACAAACACCAUCAACUCCAGGAGGUUCUCAUCCCAACGGACAAUCACCAUCAACUCCAGGAGGUUUAAAUCCCAACGGACAUUCACCAUCUAACCCCGAUGGUUCAAACCCUAACGGACAAACACCAUUAACUCCAGGAGGCUCUUAUCCCAACGGACAAUCACCUUCUAACCCAGAUGGUUCAAACCCUAACGGACAAGCACCAUCAACUCCAGGAGGUUCUCAUCCCAACGGACAAUCACCAUCAACUCCAGGAGGUUCAAACCCUAACGGGAAAUCACCAUCAACUCCAGGAGGUUCUAAUCCCAACGGACAAUCACCUCCUAACCCCAGUGGUUCAAACCCUAACGGACAAACACCUCCAACUCCAGGAGGUUCUUAUCCCAACGGACAAUCACCUUCCAACCCAGAUGGUUCAAACCCUAACGGACAAACACCAUCAACUCCAGGAGGUUCUCAUCCCAACGGACAAUCACCAUCAACUCCAGGAGGUUCUUAUCCCAACGGACAAUCACCAUCUAAACCAGAUGGUUCAAACCCUAACGGACAAACACCAUUAACUCCAGGAGGCUCUUAUCCCAACGGACAAUCACCUUCUAACCCAGAUGGACCAAACCCUAACGGACAAGCACCAUCAACUCCAGGAGGUUCUCAUCCCAACGGACAAUCACCAUCAACUCCAGGAGGUUCUUAUCCCAACGGACAAUCACCAUCUAACCCAGAUGGUUCAAACCCUAACGGACAAACACCAUCAACUCCAGGAGGUUCUAAUCCCAACGGACAAGCACCUUCUAACCCAGAUGGUUCAAAUCCUAACGGACAAACACCAUCAACUCUAGGAGGUUCUAAUCCCAACGGACAAUCACCUUCUAAACCAGAUGGUUCAAACCCUAACGGACAAUCACCAUCAACUCCAGGAGGUUCUAAUCCCAACGGACAAUCACCUUCUAACCCAGAUGGUUCAAACCCUAACGGACAGUCACCAUCAACUCCAGGAGGUUAUAAUCCCAACGGACAAUCACCAUCUAACCCCAGUGGUUCUCAUCCCAACGGACAAUCACCUUCUAACCCAGAUGGUUCAAACCCUAAUGGACAAACACCAUCAACUCCAGGAGGUUCUAAUCCCAACGGACAAUCACCAUCUAGCCCUGGUGGUACGCAAAUACCCUACUCCAUCUAUGAGUAUGAUCAAUACAGUUCUAACGAUCAAAAGAACAGUCAAUCUCAAUCAAGUCAAAGCGAAUAUCUGGCGAAAUUGGAGAAAGAUAGAAGCAUUGUGAAGGCGACCAACUCAAAUUCAAGCUCAAAGAGUGCUUCAUCGACAUCACAAAAUAAUGUUCAUAUAUAUCAAGGUGUUGGUGGAGGUUCUUAUCCCAACGGACAAUCACCAUCUAACUCAAAUGGUUCAAACCCUAACCCAGGAGGUUCUUAUCCCAACGGACAAUCACCACCUAACCCAGAUGGUUCAAACCCUAACGGACAAUCACCAUCUAACCCCAGUGGUUCAAACCCCAACGGACAAUCACCUUCUAACCCAGAUGGUUCAAACCCUAACGGACAAACACCAUCAACUCCAGGAGGUUCUUAUCCCAACGGACAAUCACCAACAACUCCAGGAGGCUCUAAUCCCAACGGACAAUCACCAUCAACUCCAGGAGGUUCUAAUCCCAAUGGACAAUCACCUUCUAACCCAGACAGUUCUUAUCCCAACGGACAAUCACCAUCUAAUCCAGAUGGUACAAACCCUAACGGACAAGCACCAUCAACUCCAGGAGGUUCCUAUCCCAAUGGACAAUCACCUUCUAGCCCCAGUGGUUCAAAUCCCAACGGACAAUCACCUUCUAACCCAGAUGGUUCAAAUCCUAACGGACAAUCACCAUCAACUCCAGGAGGUUCUUAUCCCAACGGACAACCACCAUCUAACCCAGAUGGUUCAAACCCUAACGGACAAGCACCAACAAUUCAAGGAGGUUCUUAUCCCAACGGACAAUCACCAUCUAAUCCAGAUGGUACAAACCCUAACGGACAAGCACCAUCAACUCCAGGAGGUUCCUAUCCCAAUGGACAAUCACCUUCUAGCCCCAGUGGUUCAAAUCCCAACGGACAAUCACCUUCUAACCCAGAUGGUUCAAAUCCUAACGGACAAUCACCAUCAACUCCAGGAGGUUCUUAUCCCAACGGACAACCACCAUCUAACCCAGAUGGUUCAAACCCUAACGGACAAGCACCAUCAAUUCAAGGAGGUUCUUAUCCCAACGGACAAUCACCUUCUAACCCAGAUGGUUCAAAUCCUAACGGACAAUCACCAUCUAACCCCAGUGGUUCAAAUCCCAACGGACAAUCACUUUCUAACCCAGAUGGUUCAAACCCUAAUGGACAAACACUAUCAACUCCAGGAGGUUCUAAAACCAACGGACAAAUACCCUCAACUCCAGGAGGCUCUAAUCCCAACGGACAAUCACCGCCAACUCCAGGAGGUUCUAAUCCCAAUGGACAAUCACUUUCUAACCCAGGAGGUUCUAAUCCCAAUGGACAAUCACCUUCUAACCCAGACGGUUCAAAUCCUCACGGACAAUCACCGUCAACUCCAGGAGGUUCUAAUCCAAAUGGACAAUCACUUUCUAACCCUGACGGUUCUUAUCCCAACGGACAAUCACCUUCUAACCCAGAUGGUUCAAACCCUAACGGACAAUCACCAUCAACUCCAGGAGGUUCUAAUCCAAACGGACAAUCACCUUCCAACCCAGAUGGUUCAAACUCUAACGGACAGUCACCAUCAACUCCAGGAGGUUAUAAUCCCAACGGACAAUCACCAUCUAACCCCAGUGGUUCAAACCCUAACGGACAAACACCAUUAACUCCAGGAGGUUCUUACCCCAAUGGACAGUCACCAUCAACUCCAGGAGGCUCUAAUCCCAACGGACAAUCACCAUCAACUCCAGGAGGUUCUAAUCCCAACGGACAAUUACCUUCUAACCCCAGUGGUUCAAACCCUAACGGACAAGCACCAUCAACUCCAGGAGGUUCUAAUCCCAACGGACAAACGAGUUCAUGCCCCGAAAACCCUGAUGACACUGACGCUACGGAUACUUCAGUUGACUACGCGCUUCCCAGUAGUGGAAAAAUCUGCAUCUGCUUUAGCAGCCACCUCGAAAUCCCAUCAGGCAUACGCGACCAAUUUAGAUUAUACUAGAUCAUCUCAUUUCCGAAAAUAUUGUAGUACUAGUGUAGUUGUAAGCAAGCAUUGUAAAAAUCAAUCUUUGUAUUGAACCAAAAAUAUUAAUAAAUGAAUUGUGCAUA
This is a messenger RNA of Colias croceus (clouded yellow), 7961 nucleotides long. RefSeq names its product hornerin-like. The coding region runs from base 1 to 7854 and encodes 2617 amino acids. Lineage: Eukaryota; Metazoa; Arthropoda; Insecta; Lepidoptera; Pieridae. The record is from RefSeq and is a predicted model, not a curated record. The transcript is spliced from 9 exons.